Molecule: messenger RNA, 805 nt
Organism: Daphnia pulicaria
Lineage: Eukaryota; Metazoa; Arthropoda; Branchiopoda; Diplostraca; Daphniidae
Product: YTH domain-containing family protein 2-like
Exons: 4
Coding region: 252-704 (150 amino acids)
Biological process (GO): mRNA destabilization
Cellular component (GO): cytoplasm
Molecular function (GO): N6-methyladenosine-containing RNA reader activity; mRNA binding
Source: RefSeq, a predicted model, not a curated record
CACCAACAAGUUAAAUCAUUAAAUACAACCGCAACCACGCCCAACACGACCUACUCCAUCUCCUGCUCCAGCCCAAUCCGUUGGGCAUCAACAGCCGGUUGCGGUAACUCCGCCUAAAACGGCUGCUGCCCAAUUGGUUUUUGCGCCAACCGCUGCUCCACCAGCACCACCGACCCAAGGCAAUCCCGUGUUGGAAGAGUUACAAUAAAAAAACAUUUACAAUCCAAAAGAGUUUGAUUUAUCGGCCAAGAAUGCACGUUUCUUUGUAUAUCAUCAAAUCAUAUUCAGAAGAUGACAUUCAUCGAUCAAUCAAAUAUGAAAUCUGGUGUUCAACAGAACAUGGCAACAAGCGACUUGACGCUGCCUUCCGUGAAAGGGAUGGAAAGGGUCCAGUGUAUUUGUACUUUUCCUUCAAAGGAUCCGGACAUUUCUGCGGCAUGGCUGAAAUGUCGUUGGCAGUGGACAUGUCGUCGACCUUAUCGGUUUGGUCCCAAGAAAAAUGGCGCGGUCAGUUCACCGUCAAAUGGAUUUAUGUUAAAAUCGUGCCUAGUGCUGCGUUGUGCUUCACAUUCGGCUGGAAAACAACGAGAACAAGCCCGUUACAAAUUCACGCGAUACCCAAGAGGUUCCCGUUGAAAAGGGGUCGUCAGGUGUUGAAGAUCCUUCAUUCGUACCGCCACGCAACGUCCAUUUUCGUUUUUUGACGAUUUUAGCCACUACGAGAAACGUCAAGCAUAGGAAGAUUAGCGAGAAACAACAGCGGCGUGUCCCCAUCUGGCGGUCACAACAGUGACAACGAUUACGA